This is a messenger RNA of Ostertagia ostertagi, 543 nucleotides long. The record is from the annotation of a GenBank genome assembly. Lineage: Eukaryota; Metazoa; Nematoda; Chromadorea; Rhabditida; Trichostrongylidae.
AUGUGGAGUGUACUUCAAUCAACUCCUGGCGAAAGCCUCCCCAUGGAUAUGGAAGAAUAUGGCGAUGACCAGAUGAUGGCCCACAAAUCGGUACUGCGCAUGAGAUCAACACCAGCAAAUCCAAACAGUAUGAGCAAACAGCAGGUUGAUUCGGUGAGGAAGUGGCUGAAAAAGAUCCCAUCCGGCCCAGCUGCGCUGGAGGCUGACAUGUCGUCUAUUAUGGCAGAAUUCGAUGUGAUCAAGACUUCAUCUUCACCUGGAGCGGAAGCUGAGAGCUCAGAUUCAGCAUCGUCGUUUGAUAUAGUCGCUCAAGAUACAGCAUCACCGCACCCUGCUCCAGAUACACCCGUGGAGAAAGUGUUAAGCGCUGAAUUCUUGAAUACCCUUCAACAACCGUUAUCUUCAUGGUUGAUGCGAAUAAUUCCAAAGGAAAGCCAAAAGGUUGAAUCAGAUCCAGGAGCAGUUGCUCACGAAUCAUUGCGUUCAAUGAAGCGACCUCAUAGUAGCAGCGACGUGAAAAAACUGCUAGCUUUGUGUCAUUGA